Penaeus indicus is the source of this 1375-nucleotide messenger RNA. RefSeq names its product ras-related protein Rab-8A-like. The transcript is spliced from 6 exons. The record is from RefSeq and is a predicted model, not a curated record. Gene Ontology annotation, molecular function: GTPase activity; GTP binding. Bases 1 to 525 code for a protein of 174 amino acids. Lineage: Eukaryota; Metazoa; Arthropoda; Malacostraca; Decapoda; Penaeidae.
AUGCCAUACCUUUUGGGGUGUAUAGACUUCAAACAAAAGAUAGUCAACCUCGAUGGAGUCCCAAUCAAACUACAGAUAUGGGACACGGCCGGAGAGGAGAGGUUUCGGACCCUGACAACGGCGUACUACCGAGGUGCCCAAGGAAUUGUCCUCGUCUACGAUGUGACAAAUCUUGACUCAUUUAACCACUUGUCCUACUGGUUAAGAAAUAUAGAAGAGAAUGCUUCCCCCGAGGUCGUGAAGGUGUUAGCAGGCAACAAGUGCGAGGUGAGCAGCCAACAGCGAGCAGUCGAGAAGGAGAGAGGACAAAAGUUGGCGGAGAGUUUUGACAUGCCGUUCUACGAAGUGUCAUGUCGCGGAGAUGUCAACGUUCAGGACACAUUCCUCACCCUCGCCCGACUCAUCCGAGACCUGCGACAAAGACGAGCGAGUUUGUUUGAAGAGCGUGAGCGACAGAGUGAUGGUGUGAAGUUAGAUGCAGAACAGAAAGCUGAGAACAGCACCUCAGCCUGUGGUUCUUGCUGAAACCUCAGUGAAGCCUCAACAGACAUCAGCCCUUAUACAUCAUGCUCAGACAACCAUUUCCGCUAGUCACGUUCUGAAUUCUUCCCAUGUCUGCCAUGCAGUUAUCAGACUAAAAAACUCUUGAGAACUUGCCUUCAGUACCACUUAAAAAAACAUCUCCAAUAAAUGCUUCACUGAUAAACUCCGAAUAUAUAUUGUAAUUCUGUCAAUAGCAUUUGUAUACUAAGAUUUGCUAGAAUACAGGUGCUAUUUGCAGUUGCAAUAAUGUCACAUAUUUAGCUGAGUUAUCAACACCUGUUUAUAUUUAGCUGUGAUACCAACACCUAUAUGCAUUUAGCUGAGUUGUCAGCAAUUACAUGUCAGCAACACCUGUGCAUAGGUAGUUUGCCCCUCCCCCCCAAUAGAUGAUACUAUAUGUUCUUUGUGUGAACUCUUAUAUUUUUUAUUCACACUUUCAUUUAAUCAAAAAAUAACAGUGAAAAAUUUAACAUAGUAAGGUGAUCAGGUGGAAAUAGUAUGUAUUUGGUGAUUAGUUCCCUAGACAUAUUUCUCGGUUUUGAAAAAAAAAUGUAGACUUAUUAAUUUUGAAAUAGUGUUAGGACAAUGCAGUAUUUACCUGUUAGUAUUAUAUAUAUUUUUUUCUUUUUGACUACCACUGUGUUAUGCUUAGUUUACUGCAAUGCAGAAUUCGUUGCUGGAAGUAUUUCUUCAAAGAUGCACUAGACAGGACAUGGUUAGUAUGCGUCAUUCAUAGGUAUUGAAGAAUGGGAACAUGUAUGCUAAGGAAGGGUUGAGAAAUACCUAGGUAAGCCUUGUUUUAAAUAGGUGAUAAUUUUAAUGCAGCUGAUAC